AAUGUAAUCAGUUGUCAUUCACCAGGCGAACGAGAAAGACGCGUCCAGGCGGACUAGCGUGUUCUCAAACUUAUCGCGAUAGCUGUAUUAACUUGUUCAGAGUGUUGCGAGUUUGUGAUAGUGAUGACUGUAUGGAACAAUUCCUCUAUACCCGACGAUCGUUGACCGGGAUGGAGGCAAAGGAUCAACUAGUUGGGGAGGUGGUACUCCUCAUUUUGUUUUUGGUCUCGACUGCGGGCAACUCGUUGGCUGUUUUGGUGUUCUGUCGGCGCCCCGGAUUGAGAACGAUUUCGAAUCGGUUUGUCAUCAAUUUGCUGGCGACGAAUCUUGUGACGACUUCUCUACUGGCUCCCGCGUUGUUCGGUGAGCAUGCAGCAAGAGAGCGAGCUGGUUGGAUGGAGGCAGGAGAUGCUGCGGCGGCCACGUGUAGCUUGGCGGCGCUACUCGCCGUGAUGCUGAUUGCUUUAGACCAGCACCAUGCCGUAACUGAUCCGCUUCGCUGUCACACACGCCUCCUUCAACGCCGGCCGGCCUCGCUUUGUGCUGUCACCUGGCUGAUCACAGCUGGAGCUACCGCAAUCAGAGCGACCAUUGCUGUCUUCAAGUAUUGCUAUCCCCUCAACCCGGCUCUCUACGUCGUUGAGUUGACGUACUACGUAGUGUUCCUAGUCGCUGGUGUCCUCGCUCCAGUGAGCGUUGUCUGCUUAAUGUAUGCCAGAAUAUACCGCGCGGCGAGAUCGUCUGGAUUACGGGCAAGAGCCAAUGGAGCCAGCGCACUACAGCUUCAUGAACCUCAUAUAAACUUGCCAGAUUUAAUAGAAGAAGGUGAGGGACUGACGUUGAAGAUUGAUGUCCCAAAUGCUGGCGAGGGUGAACGCAAGUAUGGACCCUUCUUGCUGCCUCCAGAUUGCCCUUUGAGAUGUCCUUCUGUCGCGAGUCUCCGCAACUCGCGAAGAGAAGGAAAGUCAAACGAAGAUUUGAGGAAGACCCUUCCAGCAGUCAGCUCGGCGCCGUCUCUUGCCGUGCCGCUGUUAUCUGUGCAUGGAAAGACUCCUUCAACUGUGAAUAGUGGUUCUAAGAUCACGUCAAUAAGGUGUCGCAUAUCGAACGCUUCUUUGUUUAGAUAUAGGGAAGAAUCUCGUGCUGCCCGUGUUGGACUUUUGACGGGUGCGUUAGUGUUGUUAUACGUUCCGCAUGCAGUUGUGGCUGUGGUAUCAGCUGUGGUGCCGGGCUUAGCGGACAGUGUGCGUACUUCAGCGUUAGCCCUACUAUUGCUCGCGUCUGCGGCAUCCCCUUUCCUAUUCGCGCUGCGUUCACGUCGCGUGCAGCGUGAAGCAAGACGGCUAUUGCUUCCUGAGAAGAGUGCGUGGGACCGAGUGUCGGGAGUGGCGACCGCUGCUGCAGCAGAUGGGCAGAGAGCUCGUGCUGCUCUGGAGCUGUUGAGGACGCUGUCACCGCGAAGUGAGAGGAGAGAGAAUGAGAACCGCACAUCAGUGUCGGGGAGUGGGUCUGAGGCGGCAUGCAGGAGUUCCUUCAGCUCUGGCGGCAGCACUCAACUCUCCUCCGCGUCAGACGAGUGACAGACGCCCCGCGACCCGCACUCCCCUCCCAUGCGGGUUCGCUUCACCUCCCGCCCCACCGCUCUACUCAUCUGUGAUACUAGGCUAAGAGAACCAGCGCUCGGCGCGACCGUUAGACUGAUUUAGUAUAAGUUUAUUUAUUAACCGACGUACCUUUCCGCUGAGCGGAGCAUUUUGUAACUUUAGGCAUCUAUAUGUAAUAGUGAAAUUAAAUUUAUAUUGAAAUUACAA
Messenger RNA from Leptidea sinapis, 1811 nucleotides. Its product is annotated as D(4) dopamine receptor. The coding region runs from base 132 to 1580 and encodes 482 amino acids. Gene Ontology annotation, molecular function: alpha1-adrenergic receptor activity. Lineage: Eukaryota; Metazoa; Arthropoda; Insecta; Lepidoptera; Pieridae. Gene Ontology annotation, cellular component: membrane. The transcript is spliced from 2 exons. The record is from RefSeq and is a predicted model, not a curated record. Gene Ontology annotation, biological process: positive regulation of cytosolic calcium ion concentration; phospholipase C-activating G protein-coupled receptor signaling pathway; cell-cell signaling.